CAUAAAAUAUAUUUAUUUAGUUUUUAAAUUAUAAUACUGAAGAAAAUGUCUGUUACUUUACACACGGAUGUAGGUGACAUCAAAAUAGAAUUAUUUUGUGAGCAGUGUCCAAAAGCAUGUGAAAAUUUCCUGGCACUUUGUGCUAGUGAUUACUAUAAUGGUUGUCUUUUCCACAGAAAUAUAAAGGGUUUUAUAGUACAAACUGGAGAUCCUACUGGUACUGGUAAAGGCGGGACAUCAAUAUGGGGCAGGAAAUUUGAAGAUGAAUUCAAAGAAGAACUAAAGCAUAAUGCAAGAGGAAUAUUGAGUAUGGCUAAUAAUGGACCAAACACAAAUGGAAGCCAAUUCUUCUUUACAUAUGGAGAACAACCACAUUUAGAUUUAAAAUAUACCAUUUUUGGAAGGAUUAUUGACGGCUUUGAAGCACUUGAUGAUCUAGAAAGGAUGGCUGUCAAUCCAAAGACAUUUAAACCAAUAACUGAAGCAAGAAUAACAUCAGUAACUAUACAUGCAAAUCCAUUAGCAGGUUAAUAAAGCAACAAUUAUA
This is a messenger RNA of Colias croceus (clouded yellow), 547 nucleotides long. Its product is annotated as peptidyl-prolyl cis-trans isomerase-like 3. Gene Ontology annotation, molecular function: peptidyl-prolyl cis-trans isomerase activity. The coding region runs from base 46 to 531 and encodes 161 amino acids. Gene Ontology annotation, biological process: protein folding; protein peptidyl-prolyl isomerization. The transcript has 4 exons. Gene Ontology annotation, cellular component: catalytic step 2 spliceosome. The record is from RefSeq and is a predicted model, not a curated record. NCBI's taxonomy places the organism in Eukaryota, Metazoa, Arthropoda, Insecta, Lepidoptera, Pieridae.